AUGGAGCGAAUUGAUGUUCACCACCACUUUAUCCCCGAGGCGUACAUUGAAGCCUUUCAUGCCGGUGGUGGAGAUGCCUCGGGCUGGACGCUUCCAUCAUGGAGCCCGCAAGCAAGCAUAGAUCUCAUGCAAUCGCAUCAGACAAGCACUGCCAUCCUAUCUCUUACGGCCCCCGGGCCCAUGGUGCUCCGGACGGACCUCAAGGCUGCAUCUGCACUCUGCCGGGAGAUCAACGAGUGCGCCGCCUCCUUAUGCAAAGAACGGCCAACGAGAUUUGGAUUCUUCUCGACCCUGCCUCCCGUGGUCGAUGGCAACAUGGACGCUGUGCUUGAGGAGGUAGCCUAUUCACUAGACAUCCUAAAGGCCGAUGGGGUCACCCUAUUCACGAGAUAUGGAUCCCGAUAUCUUGGGCACAAAGCGCUCCGUCCGCUGUGGGAAGCCUUAGAGAAACGCCGCGCAGUAGUCUUCGUUCACCCGACACACUCGGCCAACACAGACCUAGUCAGCCCUGCGCUUCCACAGCCGGUCAUAGACUACCCACACGAAACAACCCGAGCGGCUGUCGACCUGAUCACCUCGAACACUGUCAGGGACCACCCUAACGUCAAGAUCAUUCUUUCUCAUGCCGGCGGCACCCUGCCAUAUCUGGCAACUCGAGCCGCGCAUCUGUUGGCCGACGCCCAUCUAAGCGCUCAAAGCCCAGAUGAGAUCUUGGACCAAGCGCGCUCUUUCUACUUUGAUCUCGCGCUAUCUGGGAAUCCUUCUACGCUGGAAUUGAUCCUCACGUUCGCCAAGCCCGGCCACGUCUUGUACGGCAGUGACUUCCCUUACGCACCCACCAAGACGAUCAACAGUUACGUGGAGAUGCUUGAUGCGCACUUGAGAACGAUAGAUGAUGAGACUGCAUACUCGAUUGCUCGGGGGGCAGCAAUCCGUCUUUUUCCAAGAUUCAGAACUGCUGCGGACGAUAGGGAUAAUACUAAUUGA
Molecule: messenger RNA, 987 nt
Organism: Diaporthe citri
Lineage: Eukaryota; Fungi; Ascomycota; Sordariomycetes; Diaporthales; Diaporthaceae
Exons: 2
Coding region: 1-987 (328 amino acids)
Biological process (GO): secondary metabolic process
Cellular component (GO): cytosol; cytoplasm
Molecular function (GO): carboxy-lyase activity; hydrolase activity
Source: RefSeq, a predicted model, not a curated record